AUGACUGGUACCAUCAAUAUCACAGUGGAGUUCACCGGAGGACUCGAAUUACUCUUCUCCAAUGAGCGAAAGCACAAAGUCUCCAUCCCGGCCACAGACGCAAACAAUCAGCCCUCAAAUGUGGCAUUCCUCACGCAAUGGCUGUGUGAGAAUCUCAUGAAAGAUCCUCGGGUGGAUAUGUUCGUUCUGGACGGCUCAGUCCGGCCGGGUAUUCUCGUCUUGAUCAACGAUGCGGACUGGGAACUUGAAGGCGAGGAGAAGUAUGAGCUUCAGUCUGGUGACACGAUAGUUUUCGUCUCAACCCUUCAUGGCGGAUGA
Ramularia collo-cygni is the source of this 318-nucleotide messenger RNA. RefSeq names its product probable Ubiquitin-related modifier 1. The record is from RefSeq and is a predicted model, not a curated record. Lineage: Eukaryota; Fungi; Ascomycota; Dothideomycetes; Mycosphaerellales; Mycosphaerellaceae. The transcript is spliced from 3 exons. Gene Ontology annotation, molecular function: protein tag activity. Gene Ontology annotation, cellular component: nucleus; cytoplasm. Gene Ontology annotation, biological process: protein urmylation; tRNA thio-modification. The coding region runs from base 1 to 318 and encodes 105 amino acids.